GAAGCGGUGCGGCGUUGCCGUGCCCUCGGCGGGGAGAUGGUGCUGCUGAGCGUACCGCUGUGGCUGCGCAGCCGUCUGACAGAUCGCUUCUGGAGGGUGCAGGAGGUGCUCAAGUAUGCCCGGCAUUUUCGUGGAAGGAAGAACCGCUGCUAUAAGUUGGCUGUACGAAAUGUUCAGAGAGCUUUUGUGAAGUCAACACGGGCCAGAAAGCAGAAGAAAAGGUUCUUAAGAGCUCUCUGGAUCACUAGGAUCGAAGCAGCUUCUCUUGAACAUGGUUUGAAAUACUCAGCUUUCAUAAGCAAUCUGUUUAAGACCCAGGUGGAGCUGAAUAGGAAAAUGAUUGCUGAUUUGGCCAUUUAUGAGCCAAAGACAUUCAAGUCCCUCGCUGCCUUAGCCCAGAGGAGGAGACAAGAAGGUUUCCUCGCCGCCCUGGGAGACGGGAAGGAGCCAGAAGGGAUAUUUUCACGUAUCGUGCACCACUAUUGACAUCCAGCAGCUGCAGAUGGGCUCUGUGAGCAGGAACUCGUAGUGCAGGGCAGACCUGCUCCAUGGCUGAGGUCAGAGCUGUGGAACAACUCCGUGAUGAUUGUGGCAGGGUGGAAGGGCAGGGCGUGAUGUCUGUGUGGGUGAGUUGUGUUAAGAACAGGAGUUUGGUGUCAGCAGUGGUGAGUGACAGCCGUAGUUCUGAUGUUAAAACGUGUAUAGUGUGCAUAUACCUCCUGUUAAAGGCUUAAUAAAGACUCUUUUUUUAUUAACA
Messenger RNA from Gallus gallus (chicken), 757 nucleotides. RefSeq names its product mitochondrial ribosomal protein L20 (gene MRPL20). The coding region runs from base 37 to 486 and encodes 149 amino acids. The record is from RefSeq and is marked validated. The transcript is spliced from 4 exons. Gene Ontology annotation, cellular component: ribosome. NCBI's taxonomy places the organism in Eukaryota, Metazoa, Chordata, Aves, Galliformes, Phasianidae. Gene Ontology annotation, molecular function: structural constituent of ribosome; rRNA binding. Gene Ontology annotation, biological process: translation; ribosomal large subunit assembly.